AUGAGCUCGCAUGUGGUGGUGAUUGAUUCUACAGCUAGAAGAGCUACUGUCAAGACAAAUCCGUCGAAGCCAUUAGCAGAUGUACUGCAAGAAGCUUGCAGCAAGCUAGGACUGGAUGCCAGUCAAUAUGGCCUCAAACAUCAGAGUAAACAAGUUGAUUUGUCGCUCAUAUUCCGGCUGUCCGGUCUAAGCUCCGGCGCAAAACUCGAGCUCGUCCAGCUCUCAAAAUCACCGUCCGUUGUAACCGUCGCCCUCCAACUUCCACAAUCCGAAGCACAAGGUGCUCCAAACGGCCGACUUCUUGAUAAAUUCCCUAGCACAACGACUUUAUGGCUUGUGUUACGAAAGUUCGAAGCAGGUGUGGCCGGAAAUGGAUCUACGAGAAAUUUAACAGCUCGAGCGGCGCCUGCCACGGAUAGUGGAAAUAAUGGAACUGGAAGGUUAUAUUAUCAGACACCGGUACUUUCAGUAAUGGGUCGAGAAUUAUCCGAUUUCUCGGAUUUACAAAAGUCGUUGGCACAAUUAGGUUUUAAUAGUGGCAAUGUGCUCUUCCGAUUAUCUUUCCGAACGACGCAACAACCAUUCGAAGAAGCGGUGGCGAUGAUUGAUAAGUAUUUUGAGUCGCUUGGUGAGGAGAAAGCUCCAGCUGGAACACCGGUAGCUGCAACUGCUGUUGAGCCUGCGCAAUUAGUAGAACCUGCGGCAACAACCCAAGCCGAUGUCAUGGAUACACAAGACGAUAUAACACAGCCAACCGAUUUACCCGCAUCAGAGGUCGAACAAACAGAAACUCUUUCUCCCCUAGUUUCUGACCGUCCAGUCACCGUGUAUAAACCACCAACGAAUACAACGCCUCGUUCAGCUUUGACAUCCUACAACGAGGAAGACUAUGUUCCCAGCAUCGAGCACGCCAAAUCACAUCAAGGACGACUCAACCAGCUGUCUAAGAAUGUGCGUCUUCCAAGCGAUAAAGAGAUUGCCGAGAAGGCAGCAGCAGAGCAAGAGAAAUUGGCAGCCAUCACAGAAAUUGAUGUCAAAGUCCGGUUUCCAGAGCAAAGCCAGGUCGUUGCCAAAUUCAAACAAACUGAUACAGGUUCAACUCUAUAUACAUUUGUGCGAGGCUGCUUGAACGCAAAGUUUGCCAACGAGAAGUUUUUAUUAGUGGUAUUUGGUGCAACAGCGAAGCCUCGAACAAAUCCAGGCGGCGCAAGUCAAACCAUCCCAGAUUCAGACCAACACUACCUUAUCAAGGAUCAAGGUCUACGAGGAAGAGUCCUUGUUAAUUUCACGUGGGUUGAUAAUAAUCAAGCAUCUGCCAUGGCGGCAGCGACCCGAACAACAACGCUAUUAAAGCCAGAACUUAGCAGCCAGGCACAAGACAUACGCAUUCCGACUGUGCCGGAAGUUGUCGAAGAAGAAAAGGAUAAACCAUCACUUAUGAAUAGACUUGGCAUGAAGGAUAGUGAAGAAGGUGGAAGCAAGUCCCAGGGAGUUAAGAAGGGAGGAGUGCCGAAAUGGCUCAAACUUCCCGGGAAGAAAUGA
This is a messenger RNA of Talaromyces amestolkiae, 1542 nucleotides long. RefSeq lists its product as uncharacterized. Lineage: Eukaryota; Fungi; Ascomycota; Eurotiomycetes; Eurotiales; Trichocomaceae. The record is from RefSeq and is a predicted model, not a curated record. The transcript has 2 exons. The coding region runs from base 1 to 1542 and encodes 513 amino acids.